CAGUCAAUGCAGUACAACUAUCAAAUUCCACCGCCACCGCCGCAGCAGCAACAGGCCCACCAUGUGCAAGCACAGUUUCAACCGACACCACCGCAACAGCCAAUGCAGCCAAUGCAGCAGCAAGCGCAGCAGGCCCAGCAGCAAUACCAACAGCAGCAGCAGCAGGCUCAGCAGGCUCAGCAGGCUCAGCAGCAACAGCGUCCCAACUUCCAGAUGGCACUGCUGCCGCCGCCCCAGGACCGUUUGUACAACACAUGGGACGACCUGAGGGAGGACGUCAAGGCUUUCGCCAAAUCGCAGGGCUACGCCAUAGUGAUUGUGUCCUCGCUGAAUCGCGACGCCGAGGGCCAGUAUCGCCGCUAUAACAUGUGCUGUGCGAAAGGCGGUAAGAGCUACGCGUCGCACAGCAAGGGACUCCGCAACACGCGCUCGGCCAAGACGGGCUGCCCGAUGCGCAUGAAGGCGAUCCAGGAGAAGGCGUGGCCGUACAACGACAAGUGGCACGUCAUCGUGCAGUGCGCCGAGCACAACCACGAGCCCUUCACGGGCGGCCCCGGGGCCAACGCGCCCUCGCAGUUCCGCAAGAUCGAGGAGGACGGCAAGCGCUGGAUCAUGAUCAUGCACCGCGAGGCCCAGUGCAACCUGCGCCAGCUGACCAUCGGCAUCCGCAUCUCUUUUGGCGACAAAUACCAGUACGUCAAGAAGAGCGACGUGCGCAACAUGCUGGCCAAGAUCAAGCGCGAAGAGGAGCGCAAGGCCGCUGCAGCCGCCGCGGCGCAGGGCCUGCCGAGCAACGCGCCCUACACGCUCAUCCCGGCCUCGCACCUGCCGCCGCCUCCUCCGCCGGCGCAGGUCGAGAGGCUGCCCGCCUUGCCGGCGGACAUGCAGGUCGCGGACCCGGAUCUGGAGUCGGACGAUGACGGCGAUGAG
Chaetomium strumarium is the source of this 930-nucleotide messenger RNA. RefSeq lists its product as uncharacterized. NCBI's taxonomy places the organism in Eukaryota, Fungi, Ascomycota, Sordariomycetes, Sordariales, Chaetomiaceae. The annotation marks the transcript as partial. The transcript has a single exon. The record is from RefSeq and is a predicted model, not a curated record.